Molecule: messenger RNA, 1306 nt
Organism: Physcomitrium patens
Lineage: Eukaryota; Viridiplantae; Streptophyta; Bryopsida; Funariales; Funariaceae
Product: prefoldin subunit 6
Biological process (GO): protein folding; chaperone-mediated protein complex assembly
Cellular component (GO): cytoplasm; prefoldin complex
Molecular function (GO): protein-folding chaperone binding
Source: RefSeq, a predicted model, not a curated record
CGACGAGAAACAGACGACGUGGUAUAAAACCAACCCGAUGCUGCUUUCGUACCGACCCCGUGUUUUAUUUAUUUAUUUUACAUUAGGACAUUGAAGGAGGGCUUCCGGACUUGGAGUUGGUGUUUCGAUGUGGUUUGGCUGAGGAAGUUCAUUCGGAGAGGGUAGUGUGGGCACAUUGUAGGGUUUUACGAGGAAGAGGAUUUUCGCGAUGGCGUCGGCAUUGAAAGAACUGCAAGCGCAGCUGGAAAACCAAGCCGCCUCAUUGAAUAAAAUCCAAAAAGAUAUAGGUAAGAACCAUCAAGUAAGACGUCAGUACACUGUACAGCAUGGGGAGAACGAAAUGGUGCAGAAGGAGCUGGAACUUUUGGAAGAUGACGCGAAUGUGUAUAAGCUGAUUGGCCCUGUUUUGGUGAAGCAAGACUUGGCUGAAGCGAAAGCUAAUGUCAAUAAACGGCUUGAUUACAUUACUGCUGAAUUGAAACGUAUGGAUGCUACAUUGAAGACAAUGGAAGAGCAACAAAUGGCUAAGCGAGACGAGGUAAUGAAGACGCAACAGCGUAUACAAGCUAUUCAGGCCGCCCAGGCCGCAAAAGCCAAGUAGGAAACUAUAUGCAAGACCUCUCGUUUAAUCGAUUGCUAUAAGUUUUGAUGAAAAUGUCCAGCCCAUGCAUUGCUGUAGCUUGCUACGCCGCCAAUUUAGUAUUGCAGCAAACGCUCAUACCCAACAGAAUGUUGGUUUUGAUGGGGAGACGAUAUAUCUGUUAAGCUCCUAUUACCGCGCCUUGGCUGUUGCCCUGGAGACCUAUUCACAGCAGUCAGAGUGUGAAAUUUGUUAGUCAGAGUGGCAUGUCUACUAGGUUACUUCCACUUAAUCAAUUUUGGAGAUGUUAUUCUAUUGUGUUAUGUUGAUUUGUUCAGUUUAAGUUCUGCUUACAGAAGUCCUCCGUGGUGCCUGUACUCUGUUCAUAAUGUAAACCUUCAAUGGUUGGUGUGCCGAUUAAGGUUUGAGGAAAGUUGCAACUCGUGUCCUUCUAUGUGCAUAAGGGUCUCUGGACCUGCUAAUGGUCUAGCUUGUAGUUUACAUGUCGUGGAAGUGUCUAUCUUGCAAUGGACUACUUGUCCAACACCCUUAUCCUUAGCACCCGAUUGGAGAGAGACUUGUCCGCGUAAGAAACUUAAGCAAACUAAUUCGAAGCAGGAGCACGAGUGCUAAGGAAAGUCGACCGUUAGACAUUCGAAGAAUUUGUAGUUUUAGAAUGUCAUUAAGACAAUUAUAUUUGUAUAAAUAUAUUUAUAUACACUUUUA